AUGGACAACGCCAACCUCGUUCGCGGCUUACGCCGCCUCCGCGACGUCGCCGGAUCCGUCGCCGUGGGUACCGUCGGCGGUUCCGUCGCCGCGGUGUCCAUGAUCACUCCCAGCGCGAGCGGCGCCAUCGACACGAUCGUGAUCAAACAACCCGACGGUGCAUUACGGGCGAGUCCGUUCUACGUCCGGUUCGGUAACGCGCAGAGCUUCUUACGAGGACGCGACGCGAAGGUCGUCACGGUGACGGUGAACGGGACGCUUCGGGACCUGACGAUGCGUCUCGGUUCGAACGGUGAGGCGUACUUCGCGGACGGAACGGAUGAUUUCGACGAGGAGGAAGAAGAGACGGAGAUCGAGAGUGGAUUCGCGAGGGAGAUGGACGCGAACGACGUGGGAGCGGCGGAGGCGCUGAGCGUAUUACGUCUGGAUGAGACGCCGACCAAACGAGCGGCGGCGACGGCGACGACGAGUCAGCGUGAUGCUGGAGAGCAUGAUGUGGGGAAGCGGGCGACGGAUGAUGAGAUGACAAGAGCGAUGGGGGCGAUUCAGAGCGUCGGGAUGACCGUCUUACCGUCGGUCGAGCUUAGUCUGUGCGGCGGGAAGGUCGAGGAUUUCGACAAGCACAUAGUGACGCUUGAAAAGUUUAAGGGCGACCCGGCGUUGAUUCGACACUCGGGACUGGUGGUGCGGCCGAAACGCGCGGCGAGGGAUGCACCGGCGAAGGCGUUGCCGUGGAGCGCAGCUGCACCGCACGUGUUGUCACACCUGGCAUUCGGGACGCCUUUGCCUUCGAAUUGGACAAUGCCGACAACUUCGACGAGCGCACCAAUGACGCCGAAUCAGGGCGGGUUGAUGCCUGUGUACUCGGAGCUGUCGCCCCGGCGCGGUUCGCAUCGCGUGCGACGGGUUCAGUUGACGCAAGAAGAGGUAAUGUCGCUGGAUUUGAAGCCUGGAAUGAACACGAUUUCAUUCGCUUUCAACUCGCGCGUGUGGGGCCUCCAGGAAGUGUCAGCGUUCGUCUACCUGUGGGACUGGAACACCAAGCUCAUCGUGAGCGACGUCGAUGGAACCGUCACGAGGAGCGAUGUCCUCGGUCAGCUCGCGCCGAUGGUGGGCAAGGAUUGGAGCCACGCGGGCGUGGCGAGUCUGUACAACGACAUCACCGAUAAUGGGUACAAGUUGAUGUUUUUAACGUCACGCGCGAUUUCCCACGCCUCGGGCACGCGUAAGUAUCUUUCUUCCCUGAGACAGGGCGAUAAGAUCUUGGCGCAAGGUCCCGUGAUGUGUGCUCCGGAUCCUCUCUCGAAGGCUUUAUUCAGAGAGGUGGUGACGAGAAAUCCACAGCGAUUUAAGAUUCGCUGUCUGCAAGACAUUCGCAACCUGUUCCCGCCCGGUUGGAAUCCGUUCCACGCUGGAUUCGGGAACCGGGACACAGAUGUCGAGUCGUACCUCGCCGCGGGCAUUCCAGAGGAUCGCGUCUUCACCAUUAAUCCGAAAGGGGAGGUGGUGCGCGAGACGACCAAGCGAGUGAAGCAGUACACGGUAUCGGAGGUGAACGAACUCGUUCACGAUCUGUUCCCGCCCGUUAAUACCGUGAACAGCGACGAGUCAGCUGCAAUGAUGAGUGAUUCGUCGUCGUCCACGUGGAAGAAUCCGGUCGGUGUCAACUUCGGCGCGCCGAUAUGA
Molecule: messenger RNA, 1686 nt
Organism: Ostreococcus tauri
Lineage: Eukaryota; Viridiplantae; Chlorophyta; Mamiellophyceae; Mamiellales; Bathycoccaceae
Product: LNS2, Lipin/Ned1/Smp2
Exons: 2
Coding region: 1-1686 (561 amino acids)
Molecular function (GO): phosphatidate phosphatase activity
Source: RefSeq, a predicted model, not a curated record